Etheostoma cragini (Arkansas darter) is the source of this 1488-nucleotide messenger RNA. RefSeq lists its product as uncharacterized. The transcript has 5 exons. The record is from RefSeq and is a predicted model, not a curated record. Bases 364 to 801 code for a protein of 145 amino acids. Gene Ontology annotation, molecular function: cysteine-type endopeptidase inhibitor activity. Lineage: Eukaryota; Metazoa; Chordata; Actinopteri; Perciformes; Percidae.
UCUCUCUGUUUCUCUCACAUAGACACACCAAAGCUGCUGAUGGUAGUUAAAUCCCUGCAUGACACCAUUGGCAGGCAGUUGGUGGGUGUGGUCUUCGCUGGUUUGUUUAACAUACCAGAGCUUAAAUACAGAUCAGCCACGGCUGUUUACUGACGACACCCUCCGUCUCUCUCUCCUCUUCACUUGCAAUAUUUCUCUCAGUCUGGCUCACUGUUGCUCCAGCAUUCACUAGUUGAAGUUUCAACACUGUAGGACUGGCAAGUGGUUCAGUUCACUUAAAGUGUCCUGCCAAUCUGCAGUUUUUUUGUGGAGAGCCAUCUUCCACCAGUUUUCCCCUUGUGGCGAGCCCAGCCUAGAUAGAAGAUGUAUCUCCCCUUGGCAGUGGUGAUAUGUCUUUCAGCUAUGCAGCUGUGUUUGGGAGAUGAGCCAGUGAAGGAAGUCUUGACAAAAAAGAAAGUGUCUCUCAUGGGUGGCUGGUUUGAAAGGCUUCCAGAGUCAGCUGAGGUUCAGGAGGCCGCUCGACAUGCUGUGGAGAUGUUCAACACACACUCCAAGAGCAACAAGAUGUUCAAACUGGUCUCCAUCACCACCGCUCAGUCUCAGGUGACCAAUGUGAUCAACUUCAAGAUCGAUGCGGUCCUGGGAAAAACCAAGUGCCUCAAGGCUGAAAACCAUGACUUGGAAAGCUGCAGUCUGGUGAAAAGGCGUUUGAACUGCCACUUUGCGGUGACUUUCAACCAUCGCAAAAACAAACAUGAGAUGGGGACACACAAGUGCAGGACACUUGUGGACAAUGUUUAAUUUGUUUUUUUAGUCUAUAGCUUUGACUACAUGAUUGUAUUUUGAUACAAUGUUGUCUUUUCUGAACCCAGUCUCAAUAAAAGUUGUUUUGAAGUGAGUUUUGUCACCAUAAUGUGAAGACUUGUGGUUUGCAAAGCCUCAUAUUCAAAGAUAGAAACAUUUUUUUGAUUACGGGAGCAAUUUAUAAAAAAACAACAACAACCCAAGAGUGGUAAAGGAUAUGAAAUUCUACAUCAGUUUUGAUUUAAUUGCUGGGAUUUUUUACAUACAUAAAACAAUAUGAUUACCCACAUUGCCGCAUAACCUUUUGGAGAUAUCUUGUGAAAGCAGUGCUAUCUUCAUUCUCUUUCACAUUUCUGAAAAGAUUGAUAAAAAGAAAAUCAAAAAAAAAAUCAAUUUAACAAAGAAAAAAUAACAGCUUGGUUACAUUGUGACUUCAAAGCAGAAAUGUAUACCCGUAAGUCAAACCUUUGAAAAGUCACUCAGCCAAAAAAUGCAGAGACAAAGUACCAUUGUGCAACGUUUUGGUUUGAGUAGUUUCAAUGACGUUCAUUCAAAACAAGCAGAAAACUCUUAACACAUGCUAAAAACAUGUCAGGAAAGACAACAUUGUAUUGUACGGCAUUGUUUAACAUUUCUAUACUUACCGCAUUCCAUUAACAAAAUGUAAUAAACAUUGGAAAAUUG